GCGAAAGAGGGCGGGGCUCCUCCUGUUGGGCGGAACUCGCUCACGUGACCGAUUUGGGCCAAUCGCGUGGCACUCAGGAGUUGUGAACGUCUGCGAGCCUCUUUGCUUGGUGGCGCCAGCGUGAGGUCGCAGAAGAAGUCUCUACAAUCCAUCACUAAAAGGCCCGGCAGCGCAGACAUGGACAUCAGACCCAACCACACGAUCUACAUCAACAACCUCAACGAGAAGAUCAAGAAAGAUGAGCUCAAGAAGUCUCUGUACGCCAUCUUCUCGCAGUUUGGGCAGAUCCUGGACAUUGUGGCACUCAAGACGCUAAAGAUGCGGGGCCAGGCCUUUGUGAUCUUCAAGGAGAUCAGCAGCGCAACCAACGCCCUACGCUCAAUGCAGGGCUUCCCCUUCUAUGACAAGCCCAUGCGGAUCCAGUACUCGAAGGUGGACUCGGACAUCAUCGCCAAGAUGAAGGGCACCUUCGUGGAGCGUGAGAAAAAGAAGGAUCGCAAGAAGAGCAAGGCCAAGGAGGAUGCGGCGGCGGCUGCCAAGAAACCGGCCAUCGCUCCCGCCGCUCCCAUGGCCAUGGCCCCCAUGGUGGUCCAGCAGCCGCCCCCCAUGCUGGGCAUGCCCCCCGGGAUGCCCGGAGCCCCCCCGCCCUACAUGCCCCCCCCGGGGAUGAUGGCGCCGGGCAUGGUCCCCCCUCCAGCAGGGGCUAUGCCCCCCAUGCAGCUGGCUGAGAAUCCACCAAACCACAUCCUGUUCCUGACGAGUCUACCCGAGGAGACGAGCGAGAUGAUGCUCUCCAUGCUCUUCAACCAGUUCCCAGGCUUCAAGGAGGUGCGUCUGGUUCCGGGGCGGCACGACAUCGCCUUCGUGGAGUUUGAAAACGACGCGCAAGCCGGAGCGGCGCGUGACGCGCUGCAGGGAUUCAAGAUCACGCCGACCAACGCAAUGAAGAUCUCGUUCGCCAAGAAGUAGAACGUGCUGGGGAUGGGUGUGAGGGUGGGGGGGCACACGGCACGGCGGGAGGCUGCACUGUUUCACGCCAGUCGGGAGUUUUCUUGAUUAAAAGUGUAAAGGUUAAUUAGCGGCAAGUCCCACGGCACCCCAGUGACCUCAUCGCGAGUCCUGUUAACAAUGGAAUUGGCCGAACCUCUCCCCCCGGUGAGUGUAGCCCCGGACCCUGCCGAUGAGCCUCGGUGGCGAUGGCGAUAAACUCGCCUGGCAAACUGGCUGCCCGAGUUCAUCACCCACAUUUUGGUGAAGUUGAUUUUGCCCAUCGCCUCCAGUUGACAAUUGGGACACGCGGGCUUCAUGAAACGGAAUUAAGAUCGCGAGUUAACAUUUUUCAAUCUGUACAGUGUUUUGAGGGGUGGAUUUAUGGCGCGGCGAUUAGCACUCUGCGCCAUGAUUUCCUGCCACGACUAACGUAAGUGUAACAUGGAGAACCGGUACCUGGUACCACGUCCGCCCACCACCUAGCAAAUCAGUACGAGCCACGGUGGUGAAGUAUGGGGGAGUGCAGCGAUGUCACUGGAAUUGCCCGCGAUAAGAGCACCGGACCGGUUUUAAUUUUAAUUCCUCACGAAUCUUCCGGCUUGUGUGGGGACGUGGCCGCGCCCCGUGCACGUGUGCCGCCCGCUACGAGAAGAGCCGUGUGUUGUGGUCCCCCGUGUCCCCCCUUGGUUACAGGUUCCCCGUUGUGUAAUUAUUCUUGCGCCGUGUGCGUAGCGGCACCAGCCUCUUGGGCGAGGGGGCUCGUGGCUACCCAACCCCCCUGCAGCCCUCAACCUCCCAACCCCCCUUACUGAGUCGCCAGGGAAGGGGGGCAGCGGUGGUCAUGUGACACGCGAAGAGACCAAUCAGGGGGGGGGGGGGCGGCCUCCCGCUGCCAUGCAGCAGCGGAGCAGCGUCCUCACCAUCGGGCGUGGAGACUUGCGACAGUUUUGAUGCACGUGACGGCGAGGAGGUGACUUUGAGGAUAAUGGUGAGGAUGAUGAAUAUGACAGAGAAGAUAACAAUUUUAAAAGUAACAGGUGAUGCUGACAUUGGCGAUGACAACAACCAGCAGCGUUUGACGACGACGGUAGCGACCGACGAUAAGGACGACGGCGGGAGGAAGCGCCCUCCCCCGGACCGCACAUUGAGUCAUGGAUGCCUCCGACGUCAAACUCGCUACCUCAACCUGGCUCUAGUUAAAUUUGGACUUUGACCAACUUAGAGGCAACACCACAGCCAUUGUGAACCGCUUGAGUGAGAGGGAGCGGGGGGGGGAGAAGUACUCAGGACUCGCAGAACCCCAGCGGUGUUGGUGCCCCCCCCUCCCUCCGCGGCUGCCCCAACGCCGCGUUGACAUUGCAAAGCAGAGCGACUCGCAGAGUACCCAUAGCUAUCGGGUGACGUCAUUGACGCGCUCACCCCCCUCCCCGUGGUGCCGAGUCGACGCAGGUACGUGUGGGUGUGGUAAGUACCGCAGCUGCCUCCAUUGCACCGCGGAGGGCGUCGCGUCGUCAUUGUUGUCGCUGUCCGUGCCGUAUCAUUGAUGUCCAUGUCGUACCCAGUGUCGUCGUCGUCGCUCUCCGUGUUGUGCUCUCGGGGUGUCUCCACUCGGCUGCCGGGUCUGCGGGGAGCGGUGGCGCAGCGUUUGAUGCGCCACUAACCCCAGCGAACAAAGUUCGAUUCUCCGCUCACGGUCACCCAACGCCAAUGGCGAUUAUCUGAACCUGUCCUGGGCCCUCCCCUACGGUGACUCGGCCACAAAUGAGUACCUGGUUUGGUGCAAUGUGUUAACAUUUCCAGAAGGAAACAAAGGCUUCCGGAUGUGGCACUAGCCACGUCCCACCACCCUGUGCAGGAUCGGCAACUGAAUGCAAACACGGCUUUUAUUCUAGAAACAUUGAAGCAUUUUCAGUGGACAUGUUAACAAUAAUGGCCAAGCAUCCCAAUAUGGGGCCACGGAGCUUGGGCGAGUUGGUGGUGCCGGUUGCGGCCGCCUUCCUGCUCGUCUGUGUGGUCCCCCCCCCCAUGCCUCUGAAUUUCGACGGAAACUUGCACAGCGCGGCAUCGAGACUUUUGUGCUGUAUGCCCGUUCACUCAGACCGCAGACCCCUCAGCGCCACCGAGACUCCCUCGACGCGCCGACUCGACGGUUUGCGUGCGUGCGUGUGCGGCAACGGGCGCUGAAAGAACAGAUACUACCGAGUCGAGCAAGGGUUGGACACAGCACCCAGGGUCUGCCCCGUGCAGACAUCGCACCUGGAGUCCAACGAGACCUCUGCGGUGGCAGCAGCGGCGGCGGUGGGAGUGGUGGCAGCCACGCCCACCGCAGUGGGGAGUGGCGCUCGCCAGCAUCCCGAGGCAGGGAGAGUUCACUCGGCGGUGGGGGAGGGUGGCGUGCGGUGGUGACGCUCGAGCCACGGCAAGAAGGGACCUGGGCUCGAUUUCCAACUUGGGCAUCUGUGUGGAGUCUUUCUGGUGGUGCCCCCCCUGUUCUGCGUGGGUUUUCUCCCAGAGCCAUUGACGCAGCGUGACUGGUAUUGGCCAAAAACAACCUACCGGCAAAUUGCACGUGUUAACGUCUGAGAACUUGUCAGGACCCUCCUAAAAACGAGUCUUGAGACUCGGACGAACCUUUCCUCGGUAAACGAAUAGUCAUUCUAUGUCAUCACUACGUCGCACAAGACAAUUUCAGGAGGGGUCCUGCCAAGUUCACACAAUCGUGGCUGAUGCUGUGUAAUCUCAGCCGAGACGUGAUUUGCCUGAUAAGAGGUUACACUGCGUGGCAUUUUUAGCUACGGGGAGUUGGAAACCAGAGGAACUCCGACGCAGAAUGAGGGGUGGGGCGGGAUCGGACAAACUUCACACGAAUGGAAUCCCAGAGCUUGUUGCUGCGAGACACGAGUGGCGCCACCGCCUACGCUGGGGGGAGUGGGGCGAGGCUGCCUGUUUUGGUCAGGGGGAACUUCACCGUGUGGAUGAUGGUCCCGCGUCUCCGCUGAGGUAGACGACAACUGCUGCUGCUACCGUAGUUCUCUCCGAGAGGCGAUGGGGGGAGAAUGUGGGGAGAUAUUUGUUUUUAUAAAUAAAAGUUUUGCUAUUUGUC
Messenger RNA from Petromyzon marinus (sea lamprey), 4093 nucleotides. RefSeq names its product small nuclear ribonucleoprotein polypeptide A (gene SNRPA). Lineage: Eukaryota; Metazoa; Chordata; Hyperoartia; Petromyzontiformes; Petromyzontidae. The record is from RefSeq and is a predicted model, not a curated record. Gene Ontology annotation, molecular function: RNA binding.